Messenger RNA from Fonsecaea erecta, 3435 nucleotides. RefSeq lists its product as hypothetical. Lineage: Eukaryota; Fungi; Ascomycota; Eurotiomycetes; Chaetothyriales; Herpotrichiellaceae. The transcript has a single exon. Bases 1 to 3435 code for a protein of 1144 amino acids. The record is from RefSeq and is a predicted model, not a curated record.
AUGUUGAGCUCGUUUGUUCAAAAGUUCAUUGAGCAGUCCUCUUUGUCUCCGACCAACGACAACCGCCCGUCAAAAGCCUCUUUGUUUCGAGACCAGUUCAGACUUCCGGCCGGUCAAAAUCCCUUGCAUGAGAUUACCGCUGAACUAUACCUACCGCUCCCCUCGACCCCGGCGGGAGGCCCUAUCACCUCCGGAGAGAAGUCGAGGGACAAUGGCAACAAAUACCUGGGCGAACUACACCUGAGUGAACACUUUCUAUGCUUCUCGACGAUCCGAACCAGUUUCCUCUCCACUGCAAGCCAUGCAUCAUCCACCUCUUUCACGGGCCCUACGCAGGGCGCAGGACCCGGAGGCCAUGGCUUUACUCUGCCCUUGUGCUCUAUACGAAGAGUCGAGAGGCUGAAUAGUCAUCACGACAAGUUCUCGCUGGCCCUCACCACCUUCGAGUCCGUCCAGAAACCUCCGACCGAGAAGACGAAGGCGGUACCCCCUCCUCCCCGGAAGCUCAUCCUGACCCUUGACGGCAGUCGCAUCACCUGCGAACGCUUCUGUGAUGGUUUGAAAAAAGGAUUGAGAGAGGGCAUGAAAGAGGUCGACAAUCUGCGGCUUGUAGUCUCUCAAUGCUACUCGGAAUACCUCCUAGACCCGGCUCGGCUCAAGGCCAAAGAAGAGGGCACCACGCCGCCAGAUCCGCCCGAUACUGGACUGGGCAUGCUGUUCAAAUAUCCGGGAGACGCCAGGAAACUCAGGGACAGGAGUAAGAUCAGACUCUGGGGCGAGUACAUGCGAGAGAAUGGCCGAAAUGCCACGAUAGUGCGCCAACCCACUUUCCACAAGCUGAUCCGUGUUGGGUUACCCAACCGGUUGAGAGGUGAGAUAUGGGAGAUCUGCUCCGGCUCUUUCUACACGCGGCUGAGAAAUCCCAACCUCUACGCCAAAACUCUGGCCAAGUUUACGGGGAAGGAGUCUUUGGCCAUCGACGAGAUUGAGAAGGAUCUGAACCGAAGUCUGCCAGAAUAUCCCGGCUUUCAGAGUGAAGAGGGUAUUGGCCGGCUCCGCCGCGUCCUCACGGCCUACAGCUGGACCAACGAAGAGGUCGGCUACUGUCAAGCCAUGAACAUCGUUGUGGCUGCUCUGCUCAUCUACAUGUCCGAGUCACAGGCGUUCUUCACCCUCGGCGCCUUGUGUGACAGACUGCUCCCCGGAUACUACUCGAAGGACAUGUAUGGCACUCUCUUGGAUCAGCGUGUCUUCGAGAAUCUCGUCGAACGGACAAUGCCCGUUCUUUGGGAGCAUUUGGUCAAGUCUGACGUCAACCUAUCCGUGGUGUCACUACCCUGGUUUUUGUCAUUAUACAUCAACUCGAUGCCCCUUGUCUUUGCUUUCCGGGUGCUUGAUGUCUUUUUCCUAGAAGGCCCGAAAGUCCUCUUUCAGAUUGGUCUGGCCAUUCUCCGUAUCAAUGGCGAAGAACUACUUGAUGUGAGCGAUGACGGCUCCUUCAUCUCCAUCCUCAAGAACUACUUUUCACGAUUGGACGAGUCGGCCCAUCCUCAUUCAGAAAACGAAAAGUUGAGGGCUAUCACCAAAUUCCAGGAACUCAUGGUGACGGCCUUCAAGGAGUUUGCCGGCAUUACACACGCGAGCAUCGAAGAGCUGAGAGACAAACACAUCGACGGCGUCAAGGAGGGGCUUGCAACCUUUGCCAAACGGACCUCAAUCCGGAAUUUGGGACCAGAGAGUAAGAAGCUCAGUGCUGACGAUCUGAGUGCCAUCUACGACAGGUUCUUUGGCGUCUUGGCUGAGCGACAAGAACGUGCAAAAUUUCGCGAGGUGGAGAGAAGGAAGCAGCAAGAUCAGAGAGUGCGGCCUGGUUUGUGGCCGCAACAUUCAUCUCGCAACAACGAUGAGCCUGCCCGUAAUGCCCAGCCACUGCAGACUAUGGAUUACGACGCCUUCAGAGAGUUUCUGGCCAACACGGCCAAAUGGGCUGUGACAGACUCGCCCUCUACACCCAGCAAGGAGUUUGCCAGUCUCAAUCAAAGCCAGAGGAAACGGAGUAAGACCAUGUCGCAAUGGGGCUCUGGGCCCGAACCUGCCGACCACGAUUUCAUGCAACGCUUGUAUGGCAAAUGGGACGAAUCGCAUCAGGGAGAGAUGACCCUUCAGCAACUAGUCCGGGGUCUGGCCCAAUUCAAGGGAACCACAGACAUCAUGAAUUCCAUGAGCCUGUUCUUCGAUCUCUUUGACGACGAUGGCACGGGCAAAGUUGACCGGGAGGGCAUCCUGAGGAUGUCUGAAUCGCUCUUGUUCCUUUCCCGGCGAGGUUUCGACGGUGCCAUAACCCCAUCUGACACGAGCAACGGACUGACAUCUCCGCUCUCUGCCUCAGACUCAAGGGAAGGCCUGAAAUUGAGCACCAAUGAAAAGUUUCUAGGUAGCGUCAGUGCCUUCAUCAGACGAUGUUUCGAAUACGCCGAUCCAGAUGACGCCCUGGGGGCCGCAAGCCCAAGGCUCGAGAUGACAACCACCGACAGAUCGAAUGACGAAGACCUAAUUGAAUUGACCGAAUCACGAUCUGACCACAAAAACCUCGCGUCGCCCAAACCUACAGAGAAGGAUCCUCUCUCCGAAGUGACACCGCCUCAAACGCCUUCCCUAUCGAGCGCCCAAGACAAACGCAUCUCCUCCUCUUCUCGCGCUGCCUCGCAUAACCUCGCCCUCGAUCCCAACAAGCCCUUGCAUAUCACGCUCCCGACUUUCCGCAUGGUCAUCCUUGCAGACGAACUUCUCGAGCAGUUCUUUGAGACGUUCUUCCCUCAGUCUUUCCGCCUGGCCGACGUUGCCCCCAACGCCAGCUCCUCGUCGUUGGCGUCACCCACCAAUACACUCUCAGGAAAUCUGACCACCUUCACGAACCUAGGCACCCCUGUGAAAAACUUGCUGAAUGGCACACCCUCAAACAAGACUCUCCCUGACGUCGGCCGUGCCGGUGGUGUUGUGGAACCGGGCUCCCGAGGUCUGCGAGGUGUUUUGGAUAAUAUUGUCAACGACGGCAUGCGAAUGGCAGCUGAGAUGCGGAAACGUAUGGACGAUGCGCAGAGGGAGUUUGAGCGAAACGCCCGCGAGCAGGGGCACAAACCUUAUCGAGACGACGAGGACGACGACGAGGAUUAUGAUGAUAAGGACACGGGGGUUGGGAAGAGAGAUCAAGAACUGUUGGAGGGGGCCGAGGUUGCCAGUAUCCGACCAGCCAUCGGCCCUGGUGGGAGUAUAGAUGAAGGAGGUAUGAGGAGCCGAGCCGAGAGCUCCACGACGCUGAAUUCGAAGGGCAGUGGCAGUGGCAGCGGGAUGGGAACAUUGAGCCGCAAGACCACGAGCAGUGGGAAUAGCGUGAGUAUUUUGGAUGUCAAUGAUACGUCUUCAGAUUCAAAAUGA